GCCGAGGGAGUACCUGGAGGACCGGGACGAGGAGGAGACCCGUUCAUCCUCCGUGGUGAGAUCGCGCGGGCGGACCGGUCGCAUUUCGCGACCUGAGACGGGACAGAUCGGCCGCGACGCAUAGGUCAGUGCCAGGGCGAGCUGCGAUCGCGUCCCGAAUUCGCGGCCGCUCGACAGCGCGCUUCCCUGCUAUGCAUCGCGCUGCACUGUGAUGCGUCGCGGUGCACCGGCCGUGACUCCGUCGCGGCCGAUCCUCGCCGAUCGGUGAGCGUGUCCGUUUCCGCGCAGCGACCGAAUCGCAUCAUGUCUAUGAAGAAGGAAUCCCCGUGGGACGUUGAGCUCCACCUGGCGGCGGCGCGAGGAGACGCCAGGCGUCUUAGGCUCCUCUUGGACUCGGGACGCGUCCACGUGGACUGCAAGGACAAGGAUGGAACGACGCCGCUCAUCCUGGCCGCCGCCGGGGGUCACGUCGAGGCCGUCAACGAACUUCUUCAGCAAGGAGCUGAUCCUGCUGCCAAGAGGCUGACGGGGACCACUUCCUUGUUCUUCGCCGCCCAGGGCGGGUUCAUGGACAUCGCGACCCUCCUCCUGGAGCACGGGGCAACGGUGGACUCCUGCAGCGUCGACGGAGGCACGCCGCUCUUCGUGGCCUGCCAAUACGGCCACCUGGACGUCGUGGAGGGCCUCGUCGAGAGAGGAGGCAACGUCAACGCCCACACCAAGGACGGCGCGACGCCGCUGUUCGUCGCGGCGCAAAACGGCCACGUGCGCAUCCUGGAGGUCCUCCUGGCCCACGGGGCGAGGGUCGACGCCGUCCGGACGGACGGGGCGACUCCACUUUGGAUCGCCUCGCAGAUGGGCCACGACCACGUGGCGAGGCGCCUCCUGAAGGCCGGCUGCAGGGUCGACGCCACCAGGCACGACGGCGCCACUCCCCUCUUCAAGGCUGCUCACAAGGGCCACACCGCCGUCGUCGGGGAGUUGCUCAAGUAUCGCCCGUCCUUGGGUAUCCUGCCGAACGGCGAGAGUGCUCUUCACGCUGCCGCGAUGAUGGGGCACAUGACCGUCACCAGGCAGCUCUUGGGUGCCGGAGCUGACCCUCUCCUGGUGAACCAGGAAGGACUCACGUCUCUCCAGCUUGCCAUCGGGCACUCGCAGACCCAGGUAGCGAAUUACCUGAAGGACAAGCUGAGGGCGAGGACGGCGUCUCGUUAGCGCGCCUCCUGGGUCGGACACUCCCACGUGAAGAGCUCUUCGGCAUAUCUUGGAACGUCCCAUCAAUCAGUAUUCCGUUCGCGAAAAGGACCACCGAGAACUGUACUAAAUACCUUGGGGUGUCCGUCACCGAAACGCGCUUCGAUGCUCGAGUAAACGGAAGGACUUGACACCGUUGCCUCGAUGACGUUAACACUUUGCAUACGAUUAACCGUACCGACGUCAUCGAGUGCUAACGUUUCUACGGACGGAUUUUUUUUUUUUUUCCUUAUUUCCUUCAAUCGAGUGGGCGUAAGGAAACGGAUGGCGAUCGUCGAUUUAUCCCGGCAAGGUGUGCAUAACAUUAAUUAACUUAGUAUUAAUGUGGCUCGAGAAUUGUCUCAAUGUUCCGUCGUCGAGUAGUCACUUUAACGUGGAAUGGGAAUCCUAUAAGACUGACCGAUCUGCCUUGAUAAUCGUCCCUGGAGAUCUGGAGAUCUUCCUCGAGGUCUAGAAUUCUUCGCGACUAAUUGCGCCUCGCGUUUUACCCCUCGCAAUCGAGGAUCGGGGGAGGAACCGUGAAUUAAUUCCGACUCGUUGGAAGGGAGCGAAAGGUUGAUACACUCUCAAGUAUUCCGUCGGUCUUCCUAACGUGUUAUGAGUAACUAAGUGGUAUCCGUACACGCUGUUAUUGUUGAUCGAUGAGAUAUAUAAAUAUUUAAUAAACCUCGUAAGAGUAUAACAGUA
Molecule: messenger RNA, 1941 nt
Organism: Orussus abietinus
Lineage: Eukaryota; Metazoa; Arthropoda; Insecta; Hymenoptera; Orussidae
Product: ankyrin repeat domain-containing protein 29
Exons: 8
Coding region: 304-1215 (303 amino acids)
Cellular component (GO): nucleus; cytoplasm
Molecular function (GO): protein binding
Source: RefSeq, a predicted model, not a curated record